Solenopsis invicta (red fire ant) is the source of this 3296-nucleotide messenger RNA. RefSeq names its product importin-13 (gene cdm). Gene Ontology annotation, cellular component: cytoplasm; nuclear membrane. NCBI's taxonomy places the organism in Eukaryota, Metazoa, Arthropoda, Insecta, Hymenoptera, Formicidae. The record is from RefSeq and is a predicted model, not a curated record. Gene Ontology annotation, biological process: protein import into nucleus. Gene Ontology annotation, molecular function: small GTPase binding. The transcript is spliced from 8 exons. The coding region runs from base 250 to 3015 and encodes 921 amino acids.
GGUUAGGUUAGGUUAGAUUACGUUUUGUGUCGCCGUACGGAUGGAAAGUAUCCGCGUUUGAUCUCUCAAAGAGUAAGAUGAUAAAGGAUUGUAAGGACGCGCGGAUGGUAGGACAAGUUAGAUGCACGAAAGCGCGUCACGAAGUUCCUGCCGUUGCGUUGGUUGCCCUCGUGCAUAGCCUGCCCUAAUAAGAGGUAUAGGUACGAGAGCAACGCUGUCAAAGUAACGUGUACGCGCGAAACAUCUGAUAUGGAUUAUGCAACGAUCGUCGACAACGCGGUCAGGCAGUUUUACUCGGCGGGCAGCAACGAGGCGCAUUCAUGGCUCCUGCGGGUGCAAACCUCCCCCGAAGCCUGGCACUUCGUGUGGCAACUUCUGGACCCUUCCAAGUCGUACGAGGUGCAAUUUUUUGCGGCAACGACUCUACAUACAAAGAUAUCCAAGCAGUGGAACGAAGUGCCUGAAGCUGAGUAUCCGGUGUUGAGGGAACGUUUGCUCAAUAGCGUGAGAAGAUCCAAUAUCCCUUUAUGCAUCCUUACGAAGCUCUGUCAAGCGUUAGCCGCGUUUGUAGCCAACGUUUACAGUGCAAAGAACAAGGAACAGAGUGGGAGUAUAGUUGACGAACUGCUUGACAUUUUACCUUACAAUUCCACAUCUGCAUUAGAAUUACUGCUUCGAGUGCUCUCGACGCUUCCUGUUGAGUACGAGAAGAGACACGAAGCGAAGAGUGCCAACUUGAAUGUCAGCUUGGUCAACAGCUGGUGCCAAACUACAUGGUUCUUGCAGCAGGUCUUUUCAAUGUGUAACCCAGAUUCCCAAGGCAACGACGGUGUAUUAUACUCCUUGGGAUUGGAAUGCGCUCAAUCAUGGCUCAAAAUUGGUCAGCUACCUUUAGAGACCACCAGCCAGAUCUAUCCAUAUUUAUUAAUAGCCGCGGCUCAUUACGCGCCUAAUAAAGACGAGAAUCAUGGCGAUGAUGAGAACAUUAAGAGCUGGGAGAUAGUACAAGAUUGUUUAAUCAUGAUCGUAACGCACUAUGAUCUUCACAAACGGCCGCAAACAUUUUGGGAAUGGGCUAAGAGUUUGGUAUUGAUGGCGAAGCAGUGUAACAGAAAAUACUUUUGCGAAAUAUUAACUGCCAUCGGAGAGGCUCACAGUCGGGCGUUUCUGAUCGCCUUGGCCGAGAAUUCUAACGAGGCACACACGUGGACGGCCAUGGGACUGAUCGAGCUGCUGUUGGAGUGCUCGGAAUUGGAAGGACGUUAUCCCACCGAUGAGACGCGUAGCUGCAUUCCGUUUGGAUUCUGGUACGCGUUGCAGGACGAUUGCGCUACGUUAGAUGAACCGUUGGAGAACCGAGCUUUGGAGGCAUUGAAGCCGAUUUAUUUUCGGCUGUCUCAGGCGUUGUUGCGAAAAUCAACGUUGCCCACGUCUCCGAGCGAAAGGGGAAACGCGGACGAACGCGAGCUCUUCAGAUGUUAUAGACAAGAUGUAGCAGACACGUUGGACUAUUGUUACAGCGUUCUCGAUACCGAUCUGCUGGCACUUCUUGGACAAAGAUUAAGCAUGGAAGACUCGCCGUGGACCCAUAUAGAAUCAACAUUACACGCUUUCAAAGCUCUAGCAGAGAGCGUCGGCACUCAGGAGUACUGUUACAUACCUGCACUGAUAAACUUGAUUAUCGUUCACAUACCUUAUCAUAUUUAUCCCGAGGAGGUAUUAACGUCUGCUUGUUCGACGCUGGGUGCAUACGCCGAAUGGAUAGGAGAGCAUCCCGAGCCUUGGCUGGAGAAAGUGUUGCAGCUCGUUACUCAGGGAUUGACCAGAAAUUCCGCGACAGCGCCGAUUGCAAGUAUGGCACUGAAAGAUCUGACGAGAGAGUGCGGAUCGUAUCUCGCCCCUUAUGCACCAUCUAUACUUCACACUAUCAGUCAGACACUACCGAAUGUCGAGCCUGGCGGUGGGGAAGGUUUGCGACUCAUGUAUGCGGCCGGAAAGCUGCUUAAUGUGUUGUCUUCUAUGGAGGAGCAACUGGUGCAUCUGGAGGCGACGUUGGGACUAUGCGUGACGAAGAUAAAAGAGUUCUUGGGACAACCGUUGUUCACGGCGCGUCUCAGCGUGACGAAUUAUCUGAAGAUGGUUACUAUGUUCUUUAGUACGAUCGAGGGCGCGAUCGGCAAAGCCGUGCUGGACGGCGUGCUGCCGGUGUUCAAUCAGAUAAUCACACAUCCCGAAUGGAGCCAGGACAACGCCACGUUGGAGGCGAUGCACAUGUGCGCGCAAAAAUCCUUGUCGGCAUUGCGGCAGCCGGAGAUCGAGGCACGACCCUUGCUGCCAAUCCUGUCGACCUCCUACAAGAUCUGGCCACAUCCAGCCGCAUUAAAUCUAUUGAAGCAGCUCGUAUUGCUUUUCGGCAGGGAUCCGGACAACAUUGUGAGUCCAGUGCUCGCGGAAAUGAGCUCAUUAACAUUGAAUGGUGUGAAGGCAUGCAGGUCGGUUCAGGGUGACCUGUCCGAGUGGUCAGAUCUGAUGGAAGCCUACAUGGGUGUGCUUGCGCAGAUCUGCAAAAAGAACGCCCGGUUGUUGUUGCAAGUCCCGGAUCAAAUACCAGAUAUGCUGCAAUGCGGGAUUGCUUGUCUAACGCUUCCGGAGACAGCUACGGCCAAAGCGGCCGGACAUUUUCUUAGUCACGCGAUUGUACAAAGCCCACACCUGCAAACGUUUAUUCAACCGAUCGGACAAGAACUUGUCGCCGCGAUUUUACAUUGUGUCGGUGGAGCAAUGCCUCAUAAUAAUUUGGAUCCUCACACCGAAGUUCUGUUAGCAUUAAACAAAACGUGUCCGGAAUGGACCGCGCAAUGGUUACGCACCGGACUUGAGAAUCAAAAAAACCUCGCAGCCGUAUUACAGAAGGAUGACGUUGCGCGCAUUUUGCGUGAGAGGACAAACAGGUCGCGACUUUGCAACGUACUAAAGGAAUUUAGUAUUCAAUGUCGUCAGAAGACGGGUAUUUGACAAUAGAACUCUCGUGGUGACAAAUUUUACUAUAUGAAACUAUCGAUUUAAGAUAUAUGUAAUACAAAAGUUGACAUAAUUUAUCUCUUCAUAAUAAACGCUGUAUAUAAUUGUGUUUUAUACAGGCUUAUGCAUUUACUUGAAUUGUAAGAUAUUAAUCGUGUGAAAGAAGCACUUUAGUGUAUCGAAUAUGAAAAUGUCCGCGUGAUGCAAAAUAAAUAGUGAUAAUAAAAAAAUAUUUAUAGUAAAGAUAGUAAAAUAAACAAAAAUACGAAAAUGUA